Molecule: messenger RNA, 243 nt
Organism: Heterotrigona itama
Lineage: Eukaryota; Metazoa; Arthropoda; Insecta; Hymenoptera; Apidae
Source: the annotation of a GenBank genome assembly
CCGUCGCUGGACAAAUGUUUUUUUUUUUUACCCAAUCCAUUAAACGACCAUUUUUCAUUGGACAAAGAGGGUCCGCCUGAAGGUCCUAUACUGACCCAUAUUAAUACAACGCGAUGUAGCCCAUAUAUCAUAAGUACCUACCACCAAAAAGCUUCUGUUAAUUACACAGUUAAUGAUUACGAAUCAGGAUUAAACGACGUGCCCUGCGGCCAGAUAAUUGUUUGUACUGUGGGUUGUCUGUGA